Penicillium verhagenii is the source of this 726-nucleotide messenger RNA. RefSeq lists its product as uncharacterized. The record is from RefSeq and is a predicted model, not a curated record. The transcript has 5 exons. Bases 1 to 726 code for a protein of 241 amino acids. Lineage: Eukaryota; Fungi; Ascomycota; Eurotiomycetes; Eurotiales; Aspergillaceae.
AUGUCGGCUUACUGGACCGAAGCCCCAGGCUCGCAUUGCUAUCCUGUGAAACUAUUCGUGACAUUCGCCCUCAUUAAUACUGCAUUCAACAUCUUUACUGAUGUGUUUUUCGCGACGAUCCCUAUUCCCAUUAUUUGGACCCUCAAAAUGACGCGCAAAGUCCGUCUAUAUCUUAUUGGGAUUCUCAGUCUGGGAUACAUCGCCGUCAUCUUUGGCGUCAUGAAUGCCAUCUACCAAAUCGCAUUUACUUCGGAAAAGGACGGGUAUCUCGAUGACUGGAUUCUGUUCUGGGCAACUGCCCAAUUCAACGUCGGAAUUCUCGCCGCCUGCAUCCCCUCCCUUAAGCCCCUUGUCAGCAGGGUCCUGAAGCUAUCCGAGUACUCAAAUUCCUACCCUCGAACCCGAAGCCGCAACGUCUACGGCAGUCGUUCUCGCUCCCGGUCCCGUCGCGUCCCAACGAAUACCGGAGGAAGUCUGCCUACGGUGGGAGGUACCGGUGGAAAUCGAAUUUGGUCCAUGCACCGAGGCGAUCAGUAUGCGCUUGAGGAAUUGGGGAGUCGGGAUUCUGGAGAACGUGCACAUGACCAUGACCUAAAUGGGGAGUAUAGUGCCACGAUUGGCUUUGAUGACGAAUGGCCUUUGGCAGGUGAAAUUCAGCAGCAACAGAUUGAUGGCGGCAAAGACGGAAUUAUCAAAACGACUGAAGUUAUUGUAAAUAAAUCUUAG